AUGCUUUCUCAAAGGGUUAAAUACGCUCAAGCACAUUUAUCGCAUAGGGAACACAUCAUGCUAUUAGCACGUCCGAACUGGCGAAGGCUUAGAGUCGAUACGAAUAUUCUGGCGCAUCCCUUUGCCGUUCCGCACGCGGCUCUUAAGGGCCGUGCCUCGAAGCGCAUCCGGGUUAUGGCGCAACCGAAAUUCAUAACUAAGAAAUACGACCCCGCAACGGCGCCACCCCCUUACCCACGCAUUCACCCAAAGACGCUCGCGGCGAAAAGCAGCAGACGUAUCGUCGACCUGGCGUUACCCAAAAGAAGACUUCUGCUGGAGACGAUGAAAUUGGCAGCUACCAAAAACAUGAAGGCAACCGUGAGCGAUCUGCUGGUGAAGGUUCGAAAGUCGCGGUACCAGCGGUAUCGCGUAUUCUGCAACGCGCGUCAAGAACGUGAAGCCAAGAAAAAGAGGAAACGAAUGGCAAAAUUGCGCAGAGCUCUUACAAAACCAGAAGAUUGGCAAAGGCACAUGCGGGUUCUGGAAAGACUGGCCGCGCCUAAAGUCGCCAUGAAACCCAAGAAGAAGAAGCGUAUUAAGAAAAAAAAAUGGAGGCCGGUGAAUAUGGAGCGAGUGGAUUGGCUGGCGUUACCAUUGAUUCGGGAGAUACCCAAGUUCCGAGAUACGUUCGAGGUGGAACCGCGCGCGCUCACUUAUAAGAUCACCAAGCGAAUGGAAAGGCUCGCUGCUCGGAGGAAACAGCCGGAGAUCCCAAUGCGGACACCAGGCGCUGUUUCGCCAGCUGCAAUGAAAGCUAUCGCUUCCGAGAGAAUAAUUGUUCUGGCGAAACCCGUGCAACGUCCAGCGGGCAGGGAGACGGAUCUACGGGAGGACGCCUUCAUCGUGUCGCCUACGGCGUUAAAGGCGAGGUGUUCCAGGCGUCUCAAAAAGCUCGCCGUACCGAAGACCUACCCUAAACCCACCUUCAAGAGACAGAAAACCCGUGCUGCGCGCAAACGGUGA
Linepithema humile (Argentine ant) is the source of this 1005-nucleotide messenger RNA. It is a transcript of the gene Theg, whose product is annotated as Testicular haploid expressed gene. NCBI's taxonomy places the organism in Eukaryota, Metazoa, Arthropoda, Insecta, Hymenoptera, Formicidae. The record is from RefSeq and is a predicted model, not a curated record.